CACGGAUUGGUCCUUACUUGUCUCUGGAGCGAGAAGUUGCACCAUCCGCGGACCCCGUAUCAAUAUGUCAUGAAGGAUUCAGGAUGCGAAGCUUAACUCAAACUUGUUCGAGAUAAGACUGAGGGGUUGUCGCUACUUCCUCCAAAACCCAGCCUUGCCCUCAACCCGCUCUCUUUGCCAAAGUCACAGUCACCUUACUGAACACACUUCGUCUUUGAAUAAGACAUAAUUAUGCUGUCUACUAUCACACUUUACUCACUGCUGCUUCCACUGGCUGUCGGCGCCGCAUUGAAAGACACUCAGGCCCCGCUGGUUCAGAACUCUCUAGACCCGUCGCUUGAACAUGGCAAUUUGACCGGUCUGCCCUUCAAGAAGUUUUUAAUCGAAGAAAUGGGCGAUGUCAAAUACUUGCUUCAUCACCAUGCCGCUAAAGCACUAUUGGGGGACCGGUCGUACGUCCUCCUUCGUCAGGCAGAGAUCCAAGAACGAGAAUCUGCGGUCUGGGAAUAUCUUUGGAAUCACGACUUGUACUGUGAGGACUGGCCAGAGUCUUCAUCUUACUGGGAUGGACCUCCCAAGAUCUACAUGUCUGAUGGUCGCGUUUUUGAUGCUGAUCCGGAGCAUGUGCCGCAAGAUGUGAUUGUCGCUUUGCAAGAACUGGAGGAGCAGGAAUCAAAGCGUCGCAUGGAGCUUAGACGUCAUCGUUACUGCGAACUCACCAGGCCAGAUGAUGCGUCGGAUGAUGUCGUCGAAGCUAUGCCUGACACAACUGAAGACGAAUGGAAGAUCGACAUCCCAGAAGAGUACCUACGAUACCUGAUCCCCAGAAGUGUUCAAGAUGAAGAAGACCAGAGAAUGGACAGCUACUGGCAAGAGAAGCAGAAGGAAGACGAGAAGAAGAUACUGGCCGGCAGAAAGUCCGUGAGAAACGUGGAGUUACCUGAUCUCAAAAGGUGCAAGAAACUGGACAAGAACUGAAAAUCGUCCGAGGAGGAGUAACGCUUGGGUAGGAAUGGUUCGUGUUCUAAUUAUGAUACAAUGGAGUUUUGCAGGUUUUUCGAAAGAUCAAUUCGCAAGACCAUUUCUUCCUAGGCUUCAAGGAAUGGUUCCGUCGCCAAUCUAUUCAUAUUUCUCGUUUUGUCAGACAAUCCAAAACUGCCAUACAAGAGAGUGCGAGACAUGUAGACGCGUCGAAUACGAUGCCCUGCAGUGAUCCGUUGCGCGCCGGAUAAGCGGAGC
Aureobasidium pullulans EXF-150 is the source of this 1239-nucleotide messenger RNA. RefSeq lists its product as uncharacterized. The transcript has a single exon. NCBI's taxonomy places the organism in Eukaryota, Fungi, Ascomycota, Dothideomycetes, Dothideales, Saccotheciaceae. The record is from RefSeq and is a predicted model, not a curated record. Bases 232 to 978 code for a protein of 248 amino acids.